Tripterygium wilfordii is the source of this 2924-nucleotide messenger RNA. RefSeq names its product serine/threonine-protein kinase D6PK-like. The coding region runs from base 337 to 2655 and encodes 772 amino acids. The record is from RefSeq and is a predicted model, not a curated record. NCBI's taxonomy places the organism in Eukaryota, Viridiplantae, Streptophyta, Magnoliopsida, Celastrales, Celastraceae. The transcript is spliced from 3 exons. Gene Ontology annotation, biological process: protein phosphorylation. Gene Ontology annotation, molecular function: ATP binding; protein serine/threonine kinase activity. Gene Ontology annotation, cellular component: cytoplasm; plasma membrane; nucleus.
UCCAUACAAAGCAAGAACCAAAGAGGAAAAAGCAAAAGCUACAAUUCCUACUACCAGCUACAGCCAUCCAAGAGAAAAAAGAAAAGCUUCGGUUGCAGAGAGAAGACAGAGACAGAGAGCUCUCUUUGUCUCUUGGGCUCUGAAAAUCUCUUAAAAUCUCGAACGGCUACUUGGAGAAAAAGGCUUUGUGGAGUACGAAUCUCAAAGAAGUGUGUAGUGUAGUGUGAAGAGAGCCAGAGCUUCAUUCUCCUUCUCUAGGAAGUCCUCCGAUUUGUACAUGCCCGUCCGUACGGACUCUUGCUAUAGCUGGGUUUCACGCUGAAGAUAAUUUCUGUAAUGUUAUACAUGGAAAGGGUUCCAGAAUCAAAGGCAAAGGCUCUUCCCGGGAAAUUGCCCAUAGUUGUUGAGUUACCAAAUACAAGCAUGACCUCGAAGAGGGAAGUGGGUCAGGCAUCAAGCAUGCACAGAGGAGGCUUAGUAAGAGAACAAGUAAAUCGAUUUAAUGGACAAAGCUCCAGGGAUUUAGACUUAGCCUCACCCAUAAGAACAUGGACACAAAAAGACUCUCUAUCUAAACAAGUUGGUCAAGCAUUUGACAUGCACAAACGUUUUGCAAGAGUGGAUCUGGGUCAUUAUAAUGGACGAGACUCCCGAGAUUCAGACUCGCCUGCACCCAUCAGAACAUGGAAAGGUAAAGAUUCUUUGCCUGAGCCAGAAGAACUGAUGACCGAUGUUCUUUCAUUCGAAGGCAGUGGUGAUUCUUUUGAUGAAGGUGGCACAAGUUUGUUCUGCGGGGCUAGUCAUCCCCCAGAACCUGUUGAUACUGAUUUAAUGAGACAAGUCUAUGUACCAAUUGGUCAAACCAAAUCCGAAGCUAGUUGCCUGAUGAAGAGUAUGUCUGUGAAGGGACCCUUUUUGGAAGAUCUUUCUAUCCGUGUCCCUGCUAAGAAACCAAGUCCAGCUGUUCUUUCCCCUGCAGAAAGUAUAGUUGAAGAGCCUAAUGACAUGGUUACUUCGUCUCCUCCAUUUUCAGUUCUCCGGGCAUCGCAAAAUACAGAUAACUCGCUCCUUCCCCCAGAUUCAGAGGAGAAUGAAUGUGUUUGGGAUGCUUCUUUGCCUCCGAGUGGUAAUGUAAGCCCAUAUAGUAGCAUUGACAGUAUGGGUGUCGUCACAGCUAUGAGCAUUGUCAAUAGUUGUUCCAGUACAUACAGGAGUGAUACCAUUAUGAGUGAUGGGCUGCUUAGCCUGGACAGGAAUUGUGAGGGCACAAAAGGGAGUGUUAGAGGGGAUUUACUUGAAAGUGCAAAGACUAGUCUUAGUCGAGCAAGUCACAGCAGUGGUCUUAGUGAUGACAGUAAUUGGAGCAACUUUACUGGGAGUGCUAAUAAACCUCACAAAGGAAAUGACCCUAGGUGGAAGGCCAUUCUUGCCAUCCGAGCACGCGAUAGAAUUUUGGGCAUGAGUCAUUUUAGAUUAUUCAAACGGCUUGGUUGUGGUGAUAUUGGCAGUGUAUAUCUCUCAGAGCUGAGUGGAACUCAUUGUUAUUUUGCAAUGAAAGUGAUGGACAAGGAAUCCCUUGCAAGCAGGAAGAAGUUGACUAGGGCUCAAACAGAAAGGGAAAUUUUGCAGCUGUUGGACCAUCCAUUUCUUCCAACUUUAUAUACACACUUUGAAACCGACAGAUUUACUUGUUUGGUAAUGGAAUAUUGCCCUGGGGGGGAUCUGCACACUUUGAGGCAACGGCAACCUGGCAAACAUUUUUCUGAAUAUGCUGCACGGUUUUAUGCCGCAGAGGUUUUGUUGGCGCUGGAGUAUCUGCACAUGCUUGGAGUUGUCUAUAGGGAUUUAAAACCUGAAAAUGUUCUGGUCCGUGAUGAUGGGCAUAUAAUGCUGUCAGAUUUUGACCUUUCACUUAGAUGUGCAGUUUCACCCACUCUGAUCAGAACCUCUUAUGAUUCUGACCCUUCAAAAAGGGGAGCUGGUGGUGCAUUUUGUGUUCAACCUGCCUGUAUUGAGCCUACAUCAGUAUGCAUUCAGCCUGCCUGCUUCAUUCCUCGAUUCUUCCCCCAAAAGAGUAAGAAAACCCGAAAACCUCGUUCAGAAAUUGGGUUACCAGCUAGCUGGCUUCCAGAGCUUGUUGCUGAACCUACCGCAGCCCGAUCCAUGUCUUUUGUUGGAACUCAUGAAUAUCUAGCCCCUGAAAUUAUCAAGGGAGAAGGCCAUGGUAGUGCAGUCGAUUGGUGGACAUUUGGCAUUUUCUUGCACGAGCUACUCUAUGGUAAAACCCCAUUCAAAGGCUCAGGUAACCGUGCUACACUGUUCAAUGUGGUAGGGCAGCAACUCAAAUUUCCAGACUCUCCAGCAACCAGUUAUGCAAGCCGGGAUUUGAUCCGGUGCUUGCUGGUGAAGGAGCCCCAACACCGACUAGGAGUGAAGAGGGGUGCAACUGAGAUCAAGCAACACCCUUUCUUUGAAGGUGUCAAUUGGGCUCUAAUAAGAUGUAGCACACCACCAGAGGUACCAAGACCAGUAGAGGCAGAAGUUCCACGGAAAUUCGAUCAAGUCGACCCAAUUGGCAUUGGCAGCACCAGUAAAAGGAUUGUAGGAACAGACAUGAAAGGUGGGGGCAACUAUCUCGACUUCGAGUUCUUCUAAGCUCUUAUGUUGCAAUGAUACUAUGUUUCAGAAAGUUAAGUGACUGAGGGUUAUUGAGGGGCUAAUAGUUUUAUAAUUUCAACCCAAGCAGGCCUUAGUUUCUGAUUAAAGAAUUGUUGGUUCUAUGUUUUAUGGGUAAUCAUCAGUUAAAAUCCCAAAAGAGUUUGCCUGAUAAUGAAAUUCAGCAAAGCUACCCAAUAGAUUUACAGACAUUGGUUUCAUUUCAUCUUUUGAGUCAUGAUCUAUGGCAUCUAUUGCAGGUUCUUUUC